Messenger RNA from Ostrinia furnacalis (Asian corn borer), 1487 nucleotides. RefSeq names its product transmembrane protein 80-like. The transcript is spliced from 2 exons. Gene Ontology annotation, biological process: non-motile cilium assembly. Gene Ontology annotation, cellular component: ciliary transition zone. The coding region runs from base 285 to 716 and encodes 143 amino acids. NCBI's taxonomy places the organism in Eukaryota, Metazoa, Arthropoda, Insecta, Lepidoptera, Crambidae. The record is from RefSeq and is a predicted model, not a curated record.
AUAUUGCCCCUAAAAGAAAACCAUCUCAAUUAAAAUAGUUGAUAUAAUAUUCAGAAUAUAAUUAAUGUAUUCUGAACAUAUACGGAUGUAUUAUGAUUAUGGGGAGGGAGGAGAAGUUUGAUUUUGUAUAGAAGAAAAACUAUUUACAUGUGGUAACAUUCACUUCAAAUGUCAUUGCCUUGCCCAGUCCUUUCCGGUUCUAUUUUUAAAAUAUUUUUCCUUCUCAUUUUCUUUCAUUUGUUUUAAUUUGUUCGUAAUUAAUUUUGUAGUGACCACUGAAUAAAAUGGUGAACGCAAGUUUAGCAUACGAAAUUCUACUUUACAUAAAUUCGUUUUAUUUCGGUCUAUUCGCAACAUGUGAACUAGGAACGCUGAUCCUGAAAUCCGUAUUGAUUAUAGAGAAGUAUGGAGUCGACAAGGAUCCAACCAAACUAGGCCAAGAUUACGGUGUUUUAUUGGGUUUGUUUGUGAUCGAGGCGAUCAGAUUAAUAUUAGGCAGAAAGGGCAGUCUCAGUGAGAGAGAUGUGCCAGUGAUGUUCUCGGUGCUGCUAACAGUUCCCUCUAUGAUUGGUGUUCUGUAUCUGCUCAUCUGGCAAGUCGUGGUGCUAAGGAUCGAAUACAUCUGGUGCACACUGAUGUUGUCCUUGCAAAUGCUAGAGUUUAUGUUUGCGGCUAUGUUUAUUGUCACUAUGUGUAAAGGCCCGACAUACGACUAAUUUUAAUUUAGUUAAGGCAUUUUAUAAACAAUGUUUUUUCAAUUUGAACUCAUUCGCCAAAGAUUUGUAAUAAGUACAAGAUGCCAACAUCCUCUUAUACUAUUAUGUUUAUAAUAACUAUUUUACUAUUUGAAGUUGCUAGUCAUGGAUAAUUAAAAUAUUUUCAUAAAGGUAAUAAUAUUUAACUACAAGAUUAUUAGCAUUUUUGAAUUACCUGCAACUAUUUUUAUACAGACAGAAAGUAUGUACUUACUAAAAUGUAUGAUAUAAGAUUUUAUUUAUGAAAGUUUAGAUACCUACCAAAGAUUUUAGUUUAGUUAGAUGUGUGUUGACACUACACAACACAAGCCAGUAUUUUAUCACAGAGUGAGUGUUGUAGCACAAAUAUUAUUUGUGUUGUGUGUAAUAUUUUGAAGCAGUUUUUCUGCAAUUUAGAUGUUUGUCUGUGACAGUUCUAUUUAUUAUAGUUCAUCUCAUGAUAACUAAUGUACUUUAAUGUUUUGGAAAGAGUAUAUUUCCCACUUAUUAUUAUUAAGACCAUAAAUUCAGCCCUAUAUGUAACAAAAGUGAUAAUGUGGCCUUUUAUAGAUAUGUAUAGUGUUUAUUAUCAAAGUAAAUCUUCCAUUGUAUUGUAGAAGAUCUUAUUGAUACCAAGUUUGAUGUUUGAAAUGUUAAAAUUGUUGUGCUUUACUAUUAUAGAUAUGCAAUUUUUAUAAUACUUACUUAAUAUUAUUGAACAUGCAACAUAAAUACAUAAACUUAAUAUUUACC